AAAAAGGUCCAUGGGCUAAAUGUAACCCCGCGGGCUCUAGGACCCGUGCGCGCGCGCGCUGCUCCAGUCCUCCAUGGCUUUGUAUGUUUACAGUGAGAACUGUAUGGCAGGAAUUUUCUAACAUCAAAUAUUUAAACAUCAUUUGCAUCGACACAAAAGUCCCAAUGGAGACAGAGAUCCUGUGACACAGUUAUUUGGAUGGAGUCCUCGCGGAGCACAGGGGGUCACUCCCGCGAGUACAAAUUGGUGAUGUUAGGAGAGGGGGGUGUGGGCAAAAGUGCCAUCAUCAUGCAGUUUAUAAGUCACAGAUUUCCAGAGGAUCAUGACCCUACUAUCGAGGAUGCCUAUAAAACACAGAUCCGCAUUGACGAUGAGCCAGCGAACCUGGACAUCUUGGACACAGCAGGACAGGCGGAGUUCACAGCCAUGCGUGAUCAGUACAUGCGAGCGGGUGAAGGUUUCAUCAUCUCAUACUCCAUCACGGACCGCCGCAGUUUCCAGGAGGCUCGCCACUUCAAGCAGCUGAUCUACCGCGUGCGGCGCACCGUCGACACCCCCGUGGUGCUGGUGGGAAACAAGUCUGACCUGGUCCAUCUCAGACAGGUGUCUGUAGAGGAGGGCAAACAGCUGGCGAGGGAGUUCCAGUGCCCGUUUUUCGAGACCUCGGCGGCGUUCCGCUAUUACAUCGACGAGGUGUUCGCUGCACUGGUGCGUCAGAUCCGCCAGCGCGAGGCCGAGAUGGUGCGGGGCAGCGAGAGGAAAACCAGACGCAGCCAUUCCUUCUGGAGCCGCCUUAAAGCCCCCUUCCAUAAGAAACAGCAGUCCGAGCACUGAGAGAGGUGCAUGAUGGGAUACCGCGGCCUUCUCACCUGCAGCUGUAUUAGUCCCAUCUCCCUCAGAUGGUUUGAGAACUGCAUUUAUCAUUUCUGUCUGAUUGUCUCCCAAUCAUUUCGGUUAGACUACACCCUCACUGUGCAGGACACACUCACUGUCGUCAUUCGGGACGUGGGCUGAUUUACUGAUGUUAGAGAUUAUGAAAGAAAUAUUAAACUUGACAGUAGUUAUUGUGUUUCCUUUUUGGACAGCAUUAUACUUUGUAAAGGGGGAAUGUUGUACCUCAUAUUUUAAUGGAUGGGAAUGUAAGAAACGGGUCGUGGAAGGAUUUGCUACAUGUGUUUUCUGAAAAGGUCACGUCGGAGAUUUGCUUGUUGGAAAAAAAAAUGAAGGCCGAAGGAGUUUAAGAGAGCAUGUGGUGCAGAGAAGAGAGAAAGAAAAGAAAGAAAUUUGUUGCAGGGUGGGUAAGUGGGCAAGGGUUUAUGGUAGAAAUAUUGAUCUGCCGGUAUAAUGAGUACUGUAACCCAAUUUGUUAGACACAUUUUGUAGAUGCUUUAGCUUCUUCUCAAAAACUGAGUGAAUAACAUGUCCAGGUCACAUUUCACCCCCCUUUUAUUUUUUUUUAAAUAAAUAAUUAAUAAGAUGGGAUGCACUGCAAAAUAUUUUCAUUAUAACUGGAAGCACAUUUCCCCCUCAAAUUCUCUUAAACAUAAUGGAAUGUUUUACUUUUGAGUUUUUAUUAUUCACACAUUUUCAUUAGAUUAUCGUAACUGUAAUACAGUAAUGUUUUUUACCUUUUAAAUAAUGUAUUUUUCAUUAAACGGUAAUGAGAUUUUUUUAUGGUAAUGCAAAUUUAACAGUGGGGUUGCUUUAUUGUCGUGAAAAUAAUGCAAAAAAAAAAAAAAAAAACUAAAAAUGCACUCUUCUUAAAUCAAAAUAGAAUUUAUUAUAUAAUAAAUAGACUUUUUUAUAUUCUGACCUGAAAUAUGACUUGGACAAGUGAGAUUGAAUCAAUUAGGAUGUGUUUGAUGGAAACUGAGCUGUAUGAACUAGUUGCAAAAUACACUGUAUGAAUGAUUUUUAUUUUUAUUUUUUAAUUUUGCUGAGCAAUAUUCAGGUCCACCUUUAAGCACAUUAACAGACUGACCAACUUGAUUAUGAUGGAAAUCAAAAUAGUUUUCUUUUUACACAGGGUCAUUUUUAUUCCAGUGCUUUCUGUAGUCAGUGUGCAGGAAGUGAAAGACCUAAAAGUGGCUUACGAUGUGGAUUUCCUCUCUUACACAUGCUGUGCACUUACUAUGCAUCCACUUUGAAUAGUAUGUCUGUUCAUUUUGGCCUUUCGUGCAAAUUCAUGGCAUUGUUUUUCUUGUGAUUAUUAGAUUUUUUUUUUUUUUAAGCAGAAUGGGUUUACUAUAUUUUCCUUUAUUUAUUGUGAUCAGAGAUUCUCAAAUAAAAUUCACUUGACCAAUCUA
Messenger RNA from Cyprinus carpio (common carp), 2306 nucleotides. Its product is annotated as GTP-binding protein Rit1-like. Gene Ontology annotation, cellular component: plasma membrane. Gene Ontology annotation, molecular function: GTPase activity; calmodulin binding; GDP binding. The record is from RefSeq and is a predicted model, not a curated record. Lineage: Eukaryota; Metazoa; Chordata; Actinopteri; Cypriniformes; Cyprinidae. Gene Ontology annotation, biological process: Ras protein signal transduction.